AUGAAACGUCGUAAAUCGUAUACAGCAGCUUUCAAGCUAGACGCCGUCAAUUAUCGUGAUUUGCAUUUAACCUUGGCAGCGGCUAGUCAUUUUGAAGUCACUGAAGCAAUGAUAAGAAAGUGGGUUGUUGAUCGACAAAAUCUUCAAGAGAUGCCAGCAACGAAGAGAGCCCGACGAUACAAAAAACAAAGCGUUGAAGAAGUUGAAGAUGCCAUCUACAACUGGGUUGUCAAAAAACGAGAAGAAAAUAGAGCUGUCACGGUGAAAGAAAUAAGGACCAAAGCAAAGGAAUUAGCAGAAGAGCAUGGUCACCAAAAUUUUAAAGCAUCUGCGCAUUGGUGCAUCCUGUUUAUGACACGAAAAAAGCUCUCUGUACGAAGAAGAACAAGUGUCGGUCAACCAUUACCCUCUGACCAUCUACAAAAAUGCUCGGAUUUUCAAAAGUUCAUUGCAGCUGAAGCCUUAAACGUAUCCCCUUUCAAUUUGGGAAAUAUUGAUGAAGUACCAGUUCCCUUUGAUAUCAUCUAUGAACGGACAGUUAAUGUGAAGGGACGAGAGAACAUUAAAAUUGAUUCUACCGGCCAUGAGAAAUCUAAUUUUAUUGUGAAAACAAAUGGAAAAGGUUGGAUGAAUCAGGAAUUGAUGAAAGAAUGGAUUGUGAAGUAUGGGACAAAAGAGAAAAUCACAAUUCCGACCCUGAUCUUUGCUGAUAUUUGA
Molecule: messenger RNA, 717 nt
Organism: Necator americanus (New World hookworm)
Lineage: Eukaryota; Metazoa; Nematoda; Chromadorea; Rhabditida; Ancylostomatidae
Exons: 1
Coding region: 1-717 (238 amino acids)
Source: RefSeq, a predicted model, not a curated record